Molecule: messenger RNA, 3119 nt
Organism: Baudoinia panamericana UAMH 10762
Lineage: Eukaryota; Fungi; Ascomycota; Dothideomycetes; Mycosphaerellales; Teratosphaeriaceae
Exons: 1
Coding region: 369-2744 (791 amino acids)
Biological process (GO): silent mating-type cassette heterochromatin formation
Cellular component (GO): rDNA heterochromatin; SHREC complex
Source: RefSeq, a predicted model, not a curated record
CGAGCAACAGCCUGACACACCAGCAGCCAUAACAUAAGUCCGAAGGGCCACAUACGAUCCCAGGAAGUCGAUGGCAACCACGUUCCCGUGAUCGUGUUUAGGCAGCAACGUCAUCCAGUGCCAUGUGUUUCACAAUUUAAAACACUCAACCACAUGCUCGAGUAGCUGGCAAUGCGAUGAACCGAACAUUUAUGCCGCCACGUCCGUUUAUCACGCAGAUUGAAGUCAUGUCUCCACAGGGUUGAAUGUGAGGAGUUUCGGUGUUGUUAGGCGACACGGUCUUCAAUACCUAGUAACAGCUUCUCCAGCUCUGACGCUCCCGGAACGAGGCCGAACGAAUAUUCGCCAAAGCAUUUGGGAUCGUGGCGAUGCCGGUUAUUACAUUGCACAUCAAUCCUGGCUCUGACGGAGACGGGCGUCGACGACCGAAAACCGGGGACUAUGUUCGUAACGACGAGUAUUGGCUUGAACGAAUCGCUACCGACAAAUGGGUCAAGGACCUUGGCCAACUGGUGCCAGGGUACACCUACAAGCUGGACAAGCUGCCCGAUGGCUACGGUGGCUACGAAAAGUCUCGCAACAACGACUCGAAGCAUGUUGACCGAUACGUCUAUGGCCACCCGAAAGGUAUUUUCCGGUCAAGCGUUGAGUUCUACCCUCACUUCAAGCACUUGAUGGACAACGGCAACGCACACGGCUGCCCAUGCAAGCUAUGUACGGGCGGUACGAAGGCGCAAAGCAAUGGGGUCGAUCAGCGGGCGCGGGUCGUGCAUGCCGCCAAUGGCAGCCUUGCGGAUCAGUCGCCGUUCUUUGCACCGCCACAAUCACAGGCAGCAAGACUUAGUCGUGAUGCAGCUAUACCUGCUACCAGACCAGUAGGGAGGCCAAGAAACGAUUUAAACCGCACCGCUCAACCAGGCGUCGAACCGCAAGCUCGGAGAAGACAGGUCAACGCAGAUGAUGCACCCAUCGAUGCAGAGGGUACGCCUGACGCUAUUCGGGCGCUUCUUGACAAGCUGAAGGCCGCUGGUACGGAAGGUAGUGUUGACGAGCGGCUGGUAGAGAGCAGCUCUCCGGACUGGCGGACCGGACAUGCGAUGCUGUUGAGGUCACUCCUAGAGUAUGUUACCUUGCCAAGCUAUGUUCCUCGAACCGGUGAGGUUGUUCUCUUUACUCGCCUCAAGGAUCACGAACGCUUGGGCUGGGAUGAAGAGACGCAGACCUGGCGUACUAUGAAUGUCGGCGUCAGUACUUGGCUUGGCAAGCCUUACUGGGAAGCCGGUGUAGUAACGCAGAUGCCGGUUGAGCAAGUCACUGCAGACGAUCUUGAAACUGUGCCAGCUGGGAAGCAGAGUAGCGUUGUUGAUGCCGGCUUCCGCGUCGAACCUCUGUCUGAUCCGAACAGUGCCACUAAGAAUUAUCAGAAGCAGCACAAGUACGUGCCGCUUCACGCCAUCAGACCAUUCAGCUUCUGGAAAGAUUGCUUACGUACCGUGCCCGAGGAAGACUGGCAUCCUACGAUAUGGCACGCUCUUACUGUGACCAACAGCUUCUGUGUCCUCGGAAAAUACCACUUCAAAGGUACCUGGCCGGAAGCCACGAUCUUCGCUCAGGGCAUCUUCCUGGGCCACGAACUGAUUGCUCUUGGCGAUACCGUGCGUCUCUACAGUCGACACUUCAGCGGCAGAACUGAUGCCAAGACGGUCAUGGAUGUCAUGAUCGUUACGGCAAUCCGGAUAAAGCUCGUCAAUCUCGACGAAGCAAGCGACGACGACUACGACGAAGGCCGACCGUAUCUGACAUGCAUUCAUAUCAGUGGUCGCAUGUGCACACAAGAUCCGCUUCACAGCUACGACGGUGUUGGCAAGCUCCCUAUCACCACGCGCUCAGAUGCACUACCCCCUAGCAUACAGAAUCUGAGCACCUGGUACCAUGGAACAGAUCCGAAGAAGCCUAAGCUGCGUACUGAGGUGCCCUUUCAACGCGUUAUUGGACGCUGCUACGGAAGCGACGCGAUGAGGGCGUGGUUCACAUCAUCCACUACUAUGCCACGGCCGUCGAGCUUUCAAGCUGUCAAUGCAACGAAGCCGCGGAUCAAGCUCAACGGCUCAGACGUCGCGAUGAACGUCCUCUCGCACGGCUUGGCGGGCGUCCUGGACGGGCGCAAGUACAGCGAAUCGCACGACGUCCGCAUCGACAAGCAUACCGGCAAGACUUGGUUCUGGGCUGAUACCAGAGAGGAGCAGCUCGACCUGCACGAAGUCAAUGGUCACUCUGUAGGCGUGAGAGACCAUACGCGCAGCAAAGAGCAACUUGCAGAUUGGCGCAAAGCUCUAAGGGCACUGGACGGUCGCAAAGGCGGCAUGGAGGAGUACCAGGCGGUAAGGCAGGAGAAACAGGGGAAGCAGAUCAACCUGGCGUAUCAUCUUGGCGGCAGCAGCUCGGGCUUAGUGGCUGGCAGUGUGCAGGUUGCGUGGCAGCAGAGUACCGAAGCUGAAGAUGGAAUGGAUGUCGAUGACGACUUGGGUAACGAUGUGGAAGAGGCAGUGGACGGCGGAAAGGAGGCCCGGCUCCCUUAUCCGGAAGGGACGACGAGCCGAAGGGCUGCUUUGAGCAUGGACAAUGAUGAAGAUGAUGAUGAAGAAGAUGAUGCCAAAAAUGCUCUGGCAGCUUUCAAAGCAAAGCCAAUAAUGCCGACAGCGGGGCGUGAGCUUGUAAUGCUUGAUGGUGACGAUGACGACUGAGCAUGAUGGACGACAGCAUCUCGCGGUUCAUUGUAGCGCAGGUGGCAGCCCACAAAGGCACCAGGAAAGCAAUAUACAACUCCCGGCUCCCGAAAGGAGCGUGUCUACGUAGUGGUCAUUGCCCCGUGCUACGCUAAGAUGUGCUAAUAGUUUACCUGCCUGUUAUCCACAGCCUUGAGCAUUCCCUUCACCUUUUGUCUGGAUAUUGUCGGAGAGCUGCCAUUACAAGCUGAGACCAGCCAGACCCACACUCAAACCGGUCAAUAGUCCGUCGAGGAGCUCUUGGACCACAGCAAGCAGGUUGUUGACUACCGCCUCCAAGCUUAGUAGCAAGCCGGAGAGAGAAGAGACAAGUGGGUUCAGCGAGCCAAGGAG